This is a messenger RNA of Lotus japonicus, 664 nucleotides long. Its product is annotated as small ubiquitin-related modifier 1. Lineage: Eukaryota; Viridiplantae; Streptophyta; Magnoliopsida; Fabales; Fabaceae. The coding region runs from base 91 to 399 and encodes 102 amino acids. The transcript is spliced from 3 exons. Gene Ontology annotation, molecular function: protein tag activity; ubiquitin-like protein ligase binding. Gene Ontology annotation, biological process: protein sumoylation. Gene Ontology annotation, cellular component: nucleus. The record is from RefSeq and is a predicted model, not a curated record.
GACCACGCACAUAGCAUAAUUUUUGUCGGCGGUGACAGAAGCAGAAGUGUUGAUUUUGUGCUCCGUCGCAUCGCAUCGCAGUGUUCGAAGAUGUCAUCCGGCGGCGGCGUUACCAACAACGAGGAAGACAAGAAGCCCACCGAUCAGGGCGGCGCACACAUCAAUCUCAAGGUCAAGGGCCAGGAUGGGAAUGAAGUUUUCUUCAGGAUCAAGAGAAGCACGCAACUGAAAAAGCUAAUGAACGCAUACUGUGACCGGCAGUCUGUGGAUUUUAACUCAAUAGCUUUUCUGUUUGAUGGGCGUCGCCUUCGAGCAGAGCAGACUCCAGAUGAGCUUGAAAUGGAGGAUGGGGAUGAGAUAGAUGCGAUGCUUCAUCAGACAGGUGGUGCUGUUGUCUGAGGGAUGUGUGAUGAGGUUUCUACCGCGUUAUAAGUAGAAUGAGUUUAGCAUAGGGCUAGUAGGCUAAUGCAUAUGAUGCAUCUUCUGUUUUCUGCUAUUAUGCUAUACAAUCGCUGCUGGCUUGCAGCUGUACUUUGUAAGUGCUGUGCUUUGUUAAUAUGAUGAUAAUGGAUGGAUCACAAUUUCUACUUGUGACAAACUCUAAUAAUGUAUUGGAUGUUUAACCCAUGUCCUCCUUAAAUUAGAACUGGCAUAUGAUUUUAAA